Messenger RNA from Menidia menidia (Atlantic silverside), 2139 nucleotides. The record is from the annotation of a GenBank genome assembly. NCBI's taxonomy places the organism in Eukaryota, Metazoa, Chordata, Actinopteri, Atheriniformes, Atherinopsidae.
AUGCUCUGCAUCACUUUCAUGCACGUUAAAGCAAAGAUAUUGUUCGAUCAAGCCCAGCGUUCUGUGAAGCAGCAGCUGCAAAACUUUGUGAAAGAAGAUGUUCGGAAGUUUAAGGAGACCAAGAAGCACUUUGACCGGGUGCGCGAGGACAUGGAAAUCGCGCAGGUGAAGAACGCCCAGGCGCCCAGGAACAAGCCCCACGAGGUGGAGGAGGCCACCGGCGCGCUCAGCAUCACCCGCAAGUGCUUCCGACACCUCGCCCUGGACUACAUUAAUGUCCUUCAGGCAAAGAAGAAAUUUGAGAUCCUUGAUGCUAUGCUGUCCUUCAUGCACGCCCAGUACUCGCUGUUCCAACAGGGCUACAACCUGCUGGACCAGAUCGACCCCUACAUGAAGAAGCUGGCUGCCGAGCUGGACCAGCUGGUGAUUGACUCAGCCAUGGAGAAGAGGGAGAUGGAACAUAAACAUGCAACUAUUCAGCAGAGGCAGAGAGGCUCCAUUGAACGGGGCACUGUCGAACUUGAAGUGGACUUUUCAUAUGACGACUCGAAGGUGGAGUUCAACGUGGAUGCACCCAACGGUGUGGUGAUGGAAGGCUACUUGUUUAAGAGGGCCAGCAAUGCCUUCAAGACUUGGAACAGACGGUGGUUUUCCAUACAGAACAGUCAGCUGGUCUACCAGAAGAAGCUCAAGGCAAUGGUAGUGGAGGACCUACGACUGUGCUCUGUUAAACCAUGCGAGGACAUCGAAAGGAGGUUUUGCUUCGAGCACUUGGACCGAACAGCUUCGCCGUCCACCAGCAGUAUAGAUUCAGCCAGUGAGCCGCGGGAGCGCAGUGGCCGGGGGGAGACCAUCCUGCAGCGCAUCCAGUGUCUGCCCGGGAACCAGCAUUGCUGUGACUGCGGACAGGCCGACCCCCGCUGGGCCUCCAUCAACCUGGGCAUCCUGCUGUGCAUCGAGUGCUCUGGCAUCCACAGGAGUCUGGGAGUUCACUGUUCAAAAGUUCGCUCGCUCACACUUGACUCAUGGGAACCAGAAUUACUAAAGUUGAUGUGUGAGCUUGGAAACAGUGUCAUUAAUCACAUCUAUGAAGGCUCCUAUCAGGACCAAGGUCUGAAGAAACCAUUAGCAUCCAGCUCAAGGCAAGAGAAAGAGGCCUGGAUUAAGGCAAAGUAUGUGGAGAAGAAAUUCCUGAAGAAGCUGGGCUCCGCCGAGAUCCGCAUCAACGGGGAGAGGAAGUCGGAACGGCGGUGGAGCGUGAAGAAGUGUCGGAGGCACAACAGCGCCACCACGGUGCCCAAAACCCGCCGGAGAUACCGACAGGAGCCGGGCAGCAGGUCCCCGUCCGCCCUCUCCACAGCUGCUGCCAAGUUCAGGCGAGAGUCUCUGUUUUGUCCCGAUGAGCUGGAUUCCCUCUUCUCCUACUUUGACACGGGAGCUGGGCCUCGAAGUCUGAGCAGCGACAGCGGCCUGGGCGGCAGCACGGACGGCAGCUCGGACAUCCUGGUGUUCGGCUCGGUGGUCAACAGCGUGGCGGAGGAAGAGUGCGAGGUGUCCGAGGACUCCAGCGGCGAGGCCGAGCUGGAGGCGGAGCCGGAGACCUCCGACCCGGAGGACGCGGGGGAGCUCCAUCCCGGAGCGCUGCUGCACAAAGCCUCCAAAGCGCGCAACCUGCCACUCAUGGCCGAGGCCCUGGCUCACGGGGCGGACGUGAACCUGGCCAACGACGACGACGAAGGAAAGACGCCGCUCAUCCAAGCUGUGAUAGGGGGUUCAUUGAUCGCUUGCGAGUUCCUGCUGCAGAACGCUGCGGAUGUCAACCAAAGAGACGCCAGAGGGAGGGGCCCCCUGCAUCACGCCACAUAUCUGGGACACACGGGGCAGGUGUGUUUAUUCCUCAAAAGGGGAGCGACGCAAAACGAUGGCGACGAAGACGGCCAAGACCCUCUCAGCAUAGCCGUGCAGCAAGCCAACGCGGACAUAGUCACGCUGCUGCGUCUGGCCAGGAUGAACGAGGAAAUGCGGGAGUCGGAGGGCCCCUUCGGACAGCCAGGUCAAUACCCCAUCAGCAGCCCCACUGAGCAGCAGUAUAAGAGAUGCAUUCAGGAGUUUAUCUGCCUUCACAUCGCAGACUGCUGA